Messenger RNA from Conger conger (European conger), 5753 nucleotides. RefSeq names its product cyclin-dependent kinase 13-like. Gene Ontology annotation, cellular component: nucleus; cyclin/CDK positive transcription elongation factor complex. Gene Ontology annotation, molecular function: RNA polymerase II CTD heptapeptide repeat kinase activity; cyclin-dependent protein serine/threonine kinase activity; cyclin binding. The transcript has 14 exons. Bases 494 to 4912 code for a protein of 1472 amino acids. Lineage: Eukaryota; Metazoa; Chordata; Actinopteri; Anguilliformes; Congridae. The record is from RefSeq and is a predicted model, not a curated record. Gene Ontology annotation, biological process: positive regulation of transcription elongation by RNA polymerase II; transcription elongation by RNA polymerase II; protein phosphorylation.
CCGAAGUGGUAUGGUGGCAGGCAUCAAGAAGUUUAUGAACUGAGACAUGGGAUUUCGUGUAAUCUUUAUUGGAUAAGCUUUCGUUUGUCAAAUUUAUUGAAGAAUAUUCUACUUCAAAAAAAUAAAGACAGCAUAAGCGACUGGAUCGCAAGAUGUAAUUGUUUUCAAAACCGUGGAUUUCCUAUUAUCUUCUGCAAUGCAUGGCAAGGAUUGAAGCUAGCCAGCUAGCUAGCCUGUUGGCUGGCUAAUGACUUCAGUUAGCUAAUUUUCAUUUCGUCACGUAAUUUAUUUUACUGUUGCGAGCUGACUUGCUGGAAUGGCUGGAUUCUAACCUCGGUGGACAUGAAAUUCGAAGCGCUUUUAAAAUAAUUAGUUUCAAAUGGUGUUGUGUCGCUUUGUGUACCAGGGGAUUUACAAUAAACAAAGGAUAUAACGUUAGCUAGCUAGCCUGCUAGCUGACCAAAAACAAACAGUGGAUCCAGCUCAUCGAUAAAUGCCGAGCUCGGAGGCGGCGCAAGAGGGUCGGGGACGGAGCCCCUCUGAGCACAGAAAUCCCCGAGAGAGGCGAAGUAGAGUACCUGGCAGUACAGCAUCUCAGGGCGAGAAACACCGGGAAAAGAGGCAAUCGUCGUCCUCAAGCCGGAAGAAACACAGACAUACCAGGGAUAGACACCAGCCGCAAGUAGAUGAAUCGAACAGUGAACGGAGGAGUGUGUUUGAGAGGGACGGUGAACUCAGGACUUUGGUGGAGUACGACGACAUCAGCUCACAAUCGGAGGGCUUCUCCGGCAGUCCCUCUCCAAAACCCGAUCCAAACACCCAGAGGUUUUUGUUGCAGCGUUUGAACGAAGUGGAGUUUCUGGGCGGGACCUGCCCGACCACGCCGCCGAACAGGAGGUCGAGAAAAGAGCGACAAUCCUCGCAUCCCAGGAAAGAUGGUCAGAGCCGUUCGAACGAAAGGAGCAGAAUCGACAAGGAGGACAAAAGAAAUGACCAGCGGAGCCGAGAGCGAGAUGCUUCUUUCAAGUCCCGGAGCGGUGGCAGCAGCAGCACCAGCACCAGCAGUACCAAACACAACAGGGACGGGGCGAGAAACGACAGCAAUGGCAAGAACAAAGCUCCACCAGCACUGAUGGCUUUGGACAAAAAGGAAUCGAAGCAGCCUAAAGGUAGAACAAGGCAGGAAAAGGAUCCCCCAUCAGCGUACAGGGACACUCCAAAAGCGUACCGAGAUGAGCGCGAGGAGCCCAAGGCCUACAAAAGAAGUCCAAUGUUUAAAGAAGAGAGUCCCUAUGGGGCGUCUUUCUCACAGGGCUAUGGUUACCAGUCCCCCGGCGCCGGUUACAAUCAAUUCAUAUCCAGAAGAAGUCCUAGCUACGGGAACAAGAGGCGCUCACCCAGUCCAAGUUACUAUGGUCGCGAUGGAGAGUUUUACGGUGCCUACAACUCAAAGUCACCGGGAACAUACUCCAGUAACAAACGACAAAGGUCUCCCACGAGCCCGUACAAUAGACGGAGGUCUCCUAGCUACAACAGAAAUAGCCCAUACGAACAAGGAGAAAUUGCUUCGAGUCCGUACAGUAAUCGACGGCGGUCCAGGAGCCCCUACCGAAAGUCAUUCAGCCCAAGCCCCGACCUAAGGCGAGCGGGACGUUCCCGGAGCCGGAGCCCCUACCCCUCGUCCCGCCGCGCCUCGCGUUCCCGAAGCCGCCAUCGGCGUUCGCGGUCCGGCAGCCGGCCCUCCAGCCUGUCGCCCAGCAACCUCACCCUCAAGAGCAGCCUGGCGGCCGAGCUCAGCAAGCAGAAGAGGGCCAAGGCCGCGGAGGCGGCCGCGAGGGCCAGGGGCCACGGAGACGCCUCCGCGCCCACCAAGGGCCACGGCUCCACGCCCACCAAGGGCCACGGCUCCACGCCCACCAAGGGCCACGGCUCCACUCCCACCAAGGGCUCUGCCGCCGCGCAUGUAUCUGCCAACGCUGCCCCUCAGCCCAGCCCCGGCCCCGGCCCUGGCCCCGGCCCCGGCCCCAGCACCGGCCCCAGCACCAAGAAGGCCCGGCCCCCCUCGCCGCCCCCCGAGAAGGGCCCCCGCACCCCGCCGUCGCAGUCCCCCGCCGAGGACGUUCCCCCCAAGCGGCCGGCUGCCCCCCCUCAGCGGCCGACAGCCCCCUCCCAGCCCAUUAAGGAGGCCAGGGCGAAGGAAGACCCCCCUGCUCCAACCCCCCGGGAGAAGAAGAAGCCCUUGGUCUCAGGACAUGGCAGUAAAGACAGGGAGCGUGUGAGCGCCCCCCUCAUGUCCACGCUGGCCCCCCUGCCCCUGCCCCCCACCCUGCUGGAGCGCCUCGACGCAGUGGAGAGCUUGAAGGACUGCCUGCCGCCGCGCUCCGGGAAGAAGAAGUCGGAGCACAAGCCCCGGCCUCUGCUCAGCGACCUCCCCCUGCCCCCCGAGCUGCUUGGAGGCGACCCUGGCUCCCCCCAGAGCCCCCCCGAAGACAAGAAGUCCUCCGGCCGCCGCCGGCCCAAAAUCUGCGGUCCCCGGUUUGGCGAAAUCAAGGAGACUGAAAUCGACUGGGGAAAGCGGUGCGUGGACAAGUUUGAGAUCAUCGGCAUCACAGGCGAGGGCACCUACGGCCAGGUGUACAAGGCCAAAGACAAGGACACUGCUGAAAUGGUGGCACUGAAGAAGGUCCGCCUGGACAACGAGAAGGAGGGCUUCCCCAUCACCGCCAUCCGCGAGAUCAAGAUCCUGCGGCAGCUCAACCACAAGAGCAUCAUCAACAUGAAGGAGAUCGUCACGGACAAGGAGGACGCGCUCGACUUCAAGAACGACAAGGGGGCCUUCUACCUGGUCUUCGAGUACAUGGACCACGACCUGAUGGGCCUGCUGGAGUCGGGCCUGGUGCACUUCAACGAGAGCCACAUCAAGUCCUUCAUGAGGCAGCUCCUGGAGGGCCUGGACUACUGCCACAAGAAGAACUUCCUCCACCGUGACAUCAAGUGCUCCAACAUCCUGCUCAACAACAAGGGGCAGAUUAAGCUUGCAGAUUUUGGCUUGGCCAGACUCUACAACUCGGAGGAGAGUCGGCCGUACACCAAUAAGGUGAUCACGCUGUGGUACCGGCCGCCGGAGCUGCUCCUGGGCGAGGAGAGGUACACGCCCGCCAUCGACGUGUGGAGCUGUGGGUGCAUUCUGGGAGAGCUGUUCACGAAGAAGCCCAUCUUUCAGGCCAACCAGGAGCUGGCCCAACUGGAGCUCAUCAGUCGCAUCUGCGGCAGCCCCUGCCCUGCCGUGUGGCCGGACGUCAUCAAACUGCCGUUCUUCAACACCAUGAAACCAAAGAAGCAGUACCGCCGGCGCCUGAGGGAGGAGUUCGCAUUUGUCCCGCCCACAGCCCUGGACCUGUUUGACCACAUGCUGGCCCUGGACCCCAGCAAACGCUGCACGGCCGAACAGGCCCUCAACAGCGACUUCCUCAGGGACGUAGACCCCGCCAAGAUGCCCACCCCGGACCUUCCCCUGUGGCAGGACUGCCACGAGCUGUGGAGCAAGAAGAGGAGGCGGCAGAAGCAGCUGCCCGAGGAGCUCAGCGCCCCCAAGGCCCCGCGGAAGGACCUGGGCCUGGACGACAGCCGCAGCAACACCCCCCAGAGCUGCCCCGCGAGCGGCCCGCCGAAACCGCCCGGCGCCGGGGCCUCCGGACCGCUGGACUCCAAGCCCGCUGGCUCCCAGCUGACCCCUGACCAGCUGGCUGUGAUGGUGAACCUGCUGCAGUCCAAGACCUCGGUCAGCAUGGCCCAGUUCGCCCAGGCCAUGAACAUCAAGGUGAACCCCGAGACCCUGCAGCAGCUGACCCAGGUCUCCCUGCCCGCCGGGGUCCUGCCCGAACCCGAGAGGCCCCCGGAGCCGGCCGCCCCGCCCCCCGAGCCCCCAGCGCCCCGGACCCCGCCCCUGCCCCUGCCCCUGGCCCCCCAGGCCCGGCCGGAGGGCGAGGCAGCCUCUGUGGCCGUGCAGAGCGCCGUCACCAUGCUCCUGGCGCAGCUGCUCAAGGUCCAGCAGGCCCAGAUGAAGACCCCCACCGGGGCGCCCGAAUUAGGGGAGCCCCCCGCCCCCGCCGCCCCUCCUCCCAGCGGGACGGGGGGGCAGGAGCCACCCGCCGAACCACAGCAACAACCCCCCGAGCCCAGUACACCUCCGCCUGACUCCCCAAUGUCUGAGAGCAGUGUGGACUCCGCCCCGCUGCAGCUGCCCAUCCUGCCCCCGGACCAGAGGCCCCCGGAGCCGCCCGAGCCGCCCCCUCCCAGCGAGGACCUGGACUACCGGCUGGCCCCCGAGCCCAGCGGCCCGCCCCUGCCUCUGCAGCCCGAGGGCGGCGUGGCCCCCGAACCCGAGUACCGGCCUCCCCCGCCGCCCCCGCAGCCCGAGGCCCCGCCCCCGCCCAGCUUCGUGCCGCUGCCCCCGCCCCCCUUCCCGCCGUCGGGCUACGCGGGCGAGGGCUUCGGGGCGGGGUACCUGGGCGGGCUCCCGCCCCACGCCCUGAGGGACAUGUUCGGCGGCGCGCCCCCGGCCCUGUCCCCGUCCCCCUCCUCCUCGUCCUCCCUGCCCCCGCCCGGCUACCAGGACCCGCCCUUCCCCCACGGCGGCGUGGGGCUGUUCAGCGGCGACAAGGACCACCGCUUCGAGUACAACCGCAGCCCGCUGACGGCGGCCGAGGGCCUCCCGCACCCCGCCGGGCUCCACGGGUACGGCGUGAGCCGGCAGGACGCCCCGCCGCCUCACCCCCCGCCCCCUCACCCGCCCGUGCAGGCCUGGGGCUCGCCCUCCCUGUCCCAGCCCGUCGGGGCCCCGCCCUUCCCCCCGGGGUUCCUGCCCCACAUGAACGCCGCCGCGCUCCGGGGCCGGGGCCUCCCCUUCUGAACGGGGCCCGCGCGUCAGGACGGUAACGGAGCGGACCGUCGAUUAAGAGACGACACCCUCCCCCCCUCCCCCCUCGCCCAGGCCCUGGAUCCUGGACGGGGUGGGCAGCGCGCAGGGGGGGGAGGGGACGACGACACACACACUGACAUUACAUUUGUAGUAAUAAAAAAAAUAAGAAAAUUCAUUUCAGUGAAAAUAAUUUUCCCUGUAUCCGGGAAAGGUAAUGCAGCGAAGCGGAGGGAAUUCUGAGAGAGGGGGGGCUUUCACGCUCGUACCAUUUCGUAUUGUUUUUAAUCUAUUCUACUGCUGUCUUUUAAAUUAAACUUUUACCUUUUUUGAGUGCACAUUUACUAGAGCAGGUAAUCGUUUUUACCCGUAUUUUAGCAGUCUCAUGGUUUUUAAUUGCUUUAGGGCAGACUAGCGCUAAAGGUUCCUGCGCUGACGUGUUGGCGCCCGUAACCCGUUUAGGUAUGAGAUUAAACCAGCUACCUGUGCAGAGAAUUUAAUAUAGAUUUGGACCAACUACAUUUAACGCAGAUCCAGACGAGGUCUAACGAAGGCACUGGACGUUCGGUCUUCUCUGUGGAGAUUUUUUUUUUCUUUUUAAAUACUAAUUGAGACUACAGUCUGCCCUGUGUCUUUUUUUGGAAAGGUCACGAUAUUGCUGUAGGCUUUCCGCAAUUGGCUGUUGCAAAAUCAAAGCCAAAAGGAGAGAAAAAAAAAACCACAAUAAAUCAAAUGGAAAAUUAAAGCCCCAGUUUAAAAAUAAAGGCAACCGUGUCUUUUUGUACUAUGAUUAUUGUUUCCCCUGCAAAUGUUUAUUAAAGAAAUGCAAACUGAA